AAUGUUCGUCGCAUAUUUCAUAUUUCUAGAGAAGGUGCACCAAGUCACACAACUCCAGACAGUCUUACGAUUAUUUUCACGUAACAUUUCAUCGAGAGAAAAAUGAGCCAAAACGCUUUGAGAUCAUCCAAGUUCAUUGUUCCACGUCUCCUUGGUAUAAGAGCCAUGUCAGGUCCAGCUGGCGAUGGAAAAGCCGGAGCUAUUCGCGAAGCCGGAGGCGCUUUCGGUAAAUUGGAGGCUGCUCGUGAAGAAGAAUACUUCUUAAAAAGGCAACAAGAACAGCUGAAAAAGUUGAGGGCCGAUCACAUCACCCAAGCCGACUACCAUCAAAAACAAAUCCAAGAACAUGAAGAAGCAUUGAAACGUCACAAGGAAGCCCUCACCAAAAUCACAAAAUAGAUCAACCAAUACAAUAUGAAAAAUUCCCUUUGCGAUUUUACAUCGGUCUUGGUUUAACAUCCUUUCGUUUCGAUUUGUUUUUUUUUUCCAAUAGCGAAUUUUUCCAUCGCAUUCGCUGGCAAUUCUAGUAAACUUCAGUGUGCAACUUUGCUUAGCAUCAAAUCACGUUCAAAUGGCACAAUUUUGUUGAUUUAUUUGAACCGAGUAAAUAAAUAAGAAAUUAUAAAAACAAGA
Molecule: messenger RNA, 633 nt
Organism: Sitodiplosis mosellana (orange wheat blossom midge)
Lineage: Eukaryota; Metazoa; Arthropoda; Insecta; Diptera; Cecidomyiidae
Product: ATPase inhibitor mai-2, mitochondrial-like
Exons: 4
Coding region: 103-399 (98 amino acids)
Biological process (GO): negative regulation of ATP-dependent activity
Cellular component (GO): mitochondrion
Molecular function (GO): ATPase inhibitor activity
Source: RefSeq, a predicted model, not a curated record